Acinonyx jubatus (cheetah) is the source of this 875-nucleotide messenger RNA. Its product is annotated as proteasome assembly chaperone 4. NCBI's taxonomy places the organism in Eukaryota, Metazoa, Chordata, Mammalia, Carnivora, Felidae. Gene Ontology annotation, biological process: proteasome assembly. The record is from RefSeq and is a predicted model, not a curated record.
UAAAGUAAGAGUAUUUUCUCCAAAAAAAAAAAAUCCGCCUUUUAUAAAAAGCAUGUUGGCUCGCUUGCUAGGGUCUGGUUGGGCCAGUGAUGGUGGUGGGGGGCCGGGGUCUUGGUGCUUGUGGUCCUGGGCCCAACGGGCAGCAUGGAGGGGCCACCCCAGAUCGGGACAUCUCCCUGCACAACUUCAGCACAAGGCUGUGGGAGCAGCUCGUCCACUUCCACGUCAUGUGGCUGACACACUGGCUCUUCCUGUGGGUGGGGGCCAUGCCGUACCUGUGCAACCUCGCCGUGGCCCUGUGCAGCCACUACGAUUCCAUCCCCGUGUCCUCCCUCCUCAGAGACACUUGCGGCAUGACCUCCACUGAUCUUACCCGGCACUUAGCCAGGAAGACCAACAAACAGAUGUUUGUCAGCUAUAACCUUCAAAACACAGAUAGUAACCCCACAUUACUUGUAAAACACAGGAUCAAGGAAGAAAUGGAGGCUUAUCCAGAAAAGUGCUAGCAGAGUGGCAGAAGUGAGAAUUUGUAACUUACGUACAAUAUACAUUUAAAUAAAUGGACUGAAUUAAAAAAAAAAAAAAGCAUGUUGCCUCAGAGGGCAGCAAGACAGGAGAAGGGUGAGGAGGCCUCCUACAUUAGCCUAUAAGGACCUGCCAUUGGGGGCACCUGGGUGGCUCAGUUGGUUAGGUGUCCGACUUCAGCUCAGGUCAUUAUCUCAUGGUUCGUGGGUUCAAGCCCUGCAUCGGGCUCUGUGCUGAGCGCUCAGAGCCUGCAGCCUGCUUCAGAUUCUGUCUCCAGCUUGUGCUCUGCCCCUCCCCAGCUUGUGCUCUGCCUCUCUGUCUCUAAAAUAAACAUUUAAAAAAAUAAAAAA